AUGUCCGGUACGGUUCGACGACGGGUGGUGCCGCAGGGAGAGGUGCGACGACCGCCGCCGCAGGGGAGCAUGUUGCGAUUCUACUCGGACGAAUCGCCCGGGUUGAAGAUCACCCCGGUGGUGGUGUUGGGAAUGUCGGUGUGCUUCAUCGGGUUCGUCACCAUGCUGCACGCGAUCGCGAAGAUCUCGGCGUACACGUCGGGGAAGUGA
Messenger RNA from Ostreococcus tauri, 210 nucleotides. Its product is annotated as Preprotein translocase Sec, Sec61-beta subunit. The transcript has 2 exons. NCBI's taxonomy places the organism in Eukaryota, Viridiplantae, Chlorophyta, Mamiellophyceae, Mamiellales, Bathycoccaceae. Gene Ontology annotation, biological process: intracellular protein transport. The record is from RefSeq and is a predicted model, not a curated record. The coding region runs from base 1 to 210 and encodes 69 amino acids. Gene Ontology annotation, cellular component: Sec61 translocon complex.